ACGAACCAUCUUUAAAAAACAAUCGAUUUAGAUUAAAACCCUCGAACUCAAGACACCAUAAGCAGCCUCACAUGAUACGUCCUCUCCAAUCAGUGCUCCUAAUGUUGUUCGGGACUGCCGCACUACGAUUUGUCAUAACCCAAUAAAUUCAAUCGCUUCGCGAUCGUCACAUUACACUACAGAGUCAAUCACCGCGUGCAGCUACUUUUCGAUCUUCAGUUCUGAAGGACCGCUGGUCGGAAGCGAACGUUCUUCCUCUCGGCAACGCACGCUUCAAGCCAGGCAGCAUGAUCUUCAUACACCCGGCCCUGAUAGGCGCUAUCGCGUUAUGCUGCGUGUGCGCCCUGCUCUAUUUUUGUACGUUUGCAUCCUAUUUAAAAGGCAUUAAGGGAUCGAUAGGCCAAAUGUUCAGCCUGGUACCAAUGGCUGCGCUCAGUCCCAAAAUGCGCUCGACGGCAGUCAGCGUGUUUGUGGUUGAGGUGGAAGCAGGCAAGGAUCGGAAGAAUCACAACAAAAGUGCAACGUUAAAUUUGGAAGCUUUAAUGAUGGAAUCUCUAACGGAGAAUAGCAGUGCUAUAAUGGGAAUGUCGGAUAGUUCAUCUAAUCUGUUAGAAUGUGGAGUGAAUAAUAAAGACUGAUAUACCGUAUUUAAAUGA
Armigeres subalbatus is the source of this 656-nucleotide messenger RNA. RefSeq lists its product as uncharacterized. Lineage: Eukaryota; Metazoa; Arthropoda; Insecta; Diptera; Culicidae. The coding region runs from base 288 to 638 and encodes 116 amino acids. The transcript has 2 exons. The record is from RefSeq and is a predicted model, not a curated record.